Molecule: messenger RNA, 1135 nt
Organism: Musca vetustissima
Lineage: Eukaryota; Metazoa; Arthropoda; Insecta; Diptera; Muscidae
Gene: TfIIS
Product: transcription elongation factor S-II
Exons: 2
Coding region: 104-1048 (314 amino acids)
Biological process (GO): DNA-templated transcription; transcription elongation by RNA polymerase II
Cellular component (GO): nucleus
Molecular function (GO): nucleic acid binding; zinc ion binding
Source: RefSeq, a predicted model, not a curated record
GUUGUCAAUACACAAAAAAAAGCGAAGUGGAGAUUGAAGUGUAGGCUAUUUACUAAGUAUCGAGGUUUACAAGUCGUUUUUUAGCUGAAUUUAAUUUUGCAAAAUGAGUGUCGAAGAAGAAGUUUUCAAAAUACAAAAGAAGAUGGGCAAAAUCACAACCGAUGACGGCACCGGACAGGAGCAGGCACUGGAUUUAUUGAAAGCGUUGCAGUCUUUAAACAUAAAUCUGGAAAUCUUAACAAAGACACGCAUUGGCAUGACUGUCAAUGAAUUGCGGAAGAGUAGCAAGGAUGAAGAGGUCAUAGCUCUAGCCAAAACACUUAUCAAAAGUUGGAAGCGUUUCUUAGCUCCACCCGCUUCCGGUGGAAAGGAAUCUAGCAAAUCGAGUAAAUCGUCGAACUCAUCUAGUAAAGACAAGGACAAAUCUUCGUCUUCGUCAUCAUCCUCAUCCAAAGAUAAAAAAGAUGAAAAGAAAUCAUCCUCCUCAUCGUCGUCGUCCAGCAAGGAUGACCGUAAAUCCUCACAGACCUCUUUCCCGGCAUCUUCGGGCUUACAUGACGCUGUACGUCUAAAGUGCCGUGAAAUGCUCUGCAACGCCCUUAAAGUGGGUGAACCUAUCGAAGGUUGUCCCGAACCCGAAGAAAUGGCCGCCGAAUUGGAAGAAGCCAUUUACUCCGAGUUCAAAAACACCGACAUGAAGUACAAAAAUCGCAUACGCUCACGUGUAGCCAACUUGAAAGAUCCCAAAAACCCUACGCUGCGUGGCAAUUACAUGUGCGGUGCUAUUACCGCACAGAAAUUGGCCAAAAUGACGCCGGAAGAAAUGGCAAGCGACGAAAUGAAGAAACUGCGCGAGAAGUUCGUGAAAGAGGCAAUUAACGACGCUCAAUUGGCUACAGUCCAGGGCACCAAAACAGAUCUGCUCAAAUGUGGUAAAUGUAAGAAACGUGAUUGCACCUACAAUCAGCUGCAGACACGUUCUUCUGAUGAACCUAUGACUACGUUCGUAAUGUGCAACGCUUGCGGCAAUCGCUGGAAGUUCUGCUGAAACUACCAAACUGCCUUCACCGCCAGGAUUGGGGACAAUUUAACCACAACAAACGACCGUACCAUUAAUUUCCUCUUAAUAUGUUUU